AUGGGAUAUCCGUGCCGCACCGUGCUGCUGCGGCACAGCACGGUGGGACCUUUCGGUGACAACGGCGACCUUUCGGCAGGUGGAGUCCAUCAUGGAUCACAUGGACAUGGAGGAUUCCAAGUCAGCCUUCCAGGGCUUCCAGGGCUGGUGGAGUUUCUCCAAAGUAUGACUCUGUUGGCCUAUUUCGAGCCAGUGAGGAAAUGGUGUGAAGAACAAGGUGCUUGUGAUGUCAUGGAACUCGUGGAAAAUGCGGAUGAUUUGGCCGCAGCUUUGAUGUUGCCCCCCACCAAACGAGAUGAGUUGAGGAAUGGCGCCGCAGUGGCCAAAGCCAUCAGUGAGAAAUACGUGGCGUAUUUCGCCAAGCCGAAGUUGAACAAAAUGAACAAAGCCCUGAGUACACCGGUGACACAGACAGAAACCCAGCGAGCACAGACAUCACAGGCACAGACGGCACAGACUGUUCGCCUUGGGAUGGCUGUGCUGCAUGCUGCUUUGGCUCCCAUUGGUGAAGGCAUUGGUGAAGGCAUGGAACAUAUGGAACGAACGGAAACGGAUUACUGGGAUCAGAUGGAAAAUGCCGCGCACCAAAAGGCCAUGGAGGAUCCAAUCCUCUCCCGCGACUGUGAAGUCAUCAAACGUGGAUCCCAAAAGGAAGACUUCUACUGUUAUUGGCAUGUUGAUCAGCACUUGCUUCGGCAGCGCAUUCCCAGCGAUGCUGAAAUCGAAGUGAAGGAUCGAGCCCUGAAGGCUGCCAGGGAGGAGAUCAUGGAAGAGUGGGGACCUGAUGACUACCAGACAGCUGCCAAGACAUCCAAAUAUGCGGCCUUUGAUGAGAUGCGACAGCAGUUUCUGGAACAAUAUGCUGGAAACCUUCAUGCCGAACUGGGAAAGGGAUACAAGUUGACACCGGCAGAAGUAGCACCUGGCAUCAAGGAGCAGUUCGUGAAGGAACAGAAGGAAACCUCAGCCGUGCCAGACUAUGGCUAUCAUGGAACCAAGGUGGCCAACAUUCCCUCCAUUCUCAGCACAGGUUUGAAGGUCCCUGGCCAGAAAAGUGGUGUGAGAGUCGCCAACGGUUCUGCCCAUGGGGUGGGCAUCUACACUGGGAUGCCAGGAAAUCUUUGGCUCUCAAAAGGCUUCAGUGACACUCCGAACAUGUUGAUUUGUGGAGUCCUUGACCCUGAUGCUCCACCCAGACCACGAGUGGCAGUAGCUGCACCCAAGGCAGCUACAGUGACAGCACCGUUGAAAAGUGGCCAUCGAAAUCAUCAUCGACCUGCAGCUCCUGUUGUAGCCGCUGCACCAGCUCCAGUUUAUGCCUGCACGGAAUUCCGAAAGAAUGAUGAGAUCAAAGUGGUUGGAGGAGCACGAGUUAUCUUCAAAGAAGAGCGGGUAGCACCGCUUUUCAUUGCUCAACCGGCCAACUCUUCUGAAACAUUUUCUCCACACCAAGUACAUGCAAAGGCAGCUUCACGGGGUGGCAGCAAGGGUCAAGUCUACAUCCCAGAGACUGGCGAAGUGGUUUGGGACUGUUGGGAAGCUGUUCGCUGCACCGAGACCCGUCGUUUGAAGCGCAGGCUAGUAGCAAAGGAGCGACAGCAACAGCGCCAAUCGUUGAGGCUUCUGAAGAGUACAGAACAAGAAACCUUCGGAGAGUACAGUUCUCCUUGA
This is a messenger RNA of Cladocopium goreaui, 1671 nucleotides long. The record is from the annotation of a GenBank genome assembly. NCBI's taxonomy places the organism in Eukaryota, Dinophyceae, Suessiales, Symbiodiniaceae.